GGUCGCGGGUUCACAAUCCCUAGCCUCCUCUUUCCAUAGUUUUAUUUUCUUCCGGGGUUUAGGAUUCCGGUGAAGUCUUCUCAUCGGAUCCUAGUUUUUCUUCACGUUAGGGUUUCUAGUAGGAUGGGUACAGAGAGGAAGAGGAAGGUAAGCUUGUUCGAUGUGGUGGACGAGACUACGGUCUCAAAGAUUUCGAAGACCAAUGGUGUGGGAGCAGCGAUGAACAACAGCGGAGUCAAUAGCCUGGUGAAUCCGUGGACUGGGCGGUCGUAUUCCCAGAGGUACUAUGAGAUUCUGGAGAAGAGGAGGACUUUACCAGUUUGGCACCAGAAAGAGGAGUUCUUACAGGUCUUGACGGCGAACCAGGUCGUUGUACUUGUUGGUGAGACUGGUAGCGGCAAGACAACACAGAUUCCUCAAUUUGUAUUGGAUGCUGUGGAGACGGCAACUCCUGAUAAGCGCCGGAAAAUGAUGAUUGCAUGCACACAACCUCGUAGGGUGGCUGCAAUGUCUGUUUCGAGACGUGUCGCUGAGGAGAUGGAUGUAACUAUUGGGGAAGAAGUUGGUUACAGCAUUCGUUUUGAAGAUUGCAGUAGUUCAAAAACAGUUUUAAAGUAUCUGACUGAUGGUAUGCUUCUAAGAGAGGCGAUGACAGAUCCGCUGUUGGAACGUUAUAAAGUGAUAGUUCUCGAUGAGGCUCAUGAAAGGACAUUGGCAACUGAUGUUCUGUUUGGCUUGCUGAAGGAAGUGCUGAAGAAUAGACCUGACCUGAAGCUCGUUGUGAUGAGUGCUACUCUUGAGGCUGAAAAGUUUCAGGGAUAUUUUAAUGGUGCACCUCUUAUGAAGGUUCCUGGUAGGCUUCACCCAGUGGAGAUAUUCUACACCCAGGAACCUGAAAGGGAUUAUCUGGAGGCUGCAAUUAGGACUAUUGUGCAGAUACACUUGUGUGAACCGUCGGGAGACAUACUUGUUUUCCUUACUGGAGAAGAGGAGAUUGAAGAUGCAUGCCGAAAAAUCAGUAAAGAAAUUGCAAAUUUGGGGGAUCAAGUGGGGCCUGUGAAAGCAGUGCCUUUGUAUUCUACUCUUCCUCCAGCUAUGCAACAGAAAAUAUUUGAUCCUGCUCCUCCUCCACUAAAUGAGGGUGGUCCCCCAGGAAGAAAGAUUGUGGUGUCAACAAAUAUUGCAGAAACUUCUUUGACCAUAGAUGGCAUUGUUUAUGUCAUUGACCCUGGUUUUUCUAAACAAAAAGUCUAUAAUCCACGUGUGCGUGUUGAAUCGUUAUUGGUGUCUCCAAUAUCAAAGGCAAGUGCACAUCAGAGAUCAGGGCGUGCUGGAAGAACUCAGCCAGGCAAAUGUUUCAGGCUUUACACCGAGAGAAGUUUCAAUAAUGACCUCCAGCCACAGACCUAUCCGGAAAUACUGCGUUCGAACCUUGCUAACACUGUUCUCACUUUGAAAAAACUUGGAAUUGAUGAUCUGGUGCAUUUUGAUUUUAUGGAUCCCCCGGCCCCUGAGACAUUGAUGAGAGCACUAGAGGUUUUGAAUUACUUGGGAGCAUUGGAUGAUGAGGGGAACUUGACAAGGUUAGGGGAAACAAUGAGUGAAUUUCCUUUAGAUCCUCAGAUGUCAAAGAUGCUCGUUGUUAGUCCUGAAUUCAAUUGUUCAAAUGAGAUUUUGUCAAUUUCAGCAAUGCUUUCAGUACCCAAUUGCUUUAUCCGGCCUAGGGAGGCACAAAAAGCUGCUGAUGAAGCGAAAGCAAGAUUUGGGCACAUUGAUGGGGAUCACCUCACUCUUCUGAAUGUAUACCAUGCAUACAAGCAGAAUAAUGAAGAUCCCUCUUGGUGCUAUGAAAACUUUGUCAAUCACAGGGCUAUGAAGUCUGCAGACAAUGUUAGACAACAGCUUGUCCGUAUUAUGGCUAGGUUUAACCUCAAGUUGUGCAGCACCGAUUUCAACAGCCGUGAUUACUACAUCAAUAUAAGGAAGGCCAUGCUUGCUGGAUAUUUCAUGCAGGUAGCUCACCUGGAACGGACGGGACACUACUUAACUGUGAAAGACAACCAAGUGGUGAAUUUGCAUCCUUCAAAUUGCCUUGAUCAUAAGCCAGAGUGGGUAAUUUAUAACGAGUAUGUCCUCACUAGCAGGAAUUUUAUCCGUACUGUGACAGAUAUCCGUGGUGAAUGGUUGGUUGAUAUAGCACCACAUUACUAUGACAUUGAGAACUUCCCCCAAUGUGAAGCUAAGCGUAAACUUGAGAAGCUUUACAAGAAGAGGGAGGAGAACAAGGGCAAAAAAUGAAUUACAGUUACUGUUCGGAUUCAGUACUCUAAUAGACGGGAAGACUUGUGGCUUUCACAUUGAUGGAAGCUUUUUAUUCUCUCCCUUACAGGGUGGUACAAAAUAGCCAAAUUUUAUGUACCAUUUCUUAAAUUUGGGGGUUCAGGUAACUAUUUAUCCUGUAAUUUAAGAUCGACAUAUCCACAUUUGCUUUUAGUCGUUGACGUUUGAAGGAAAAGGGAUUUUAUUCUCUGGAU
Tripterygium wilfordii is the source of this 2534-nucleotide messenger RNA. Its product is annotated as probable pre-mRNA-splicing factor ATP-dependent RNA helicase DEAH2. Gene Ontology annotation, molecular function: RNA binding; RNA helicase activity; ATP binding. Lineage: Eukaryota; Viridiplantae; Streptophyta; Magnoliopsida; Celastrales; Celastraceae. The coding region runs from base 124 to 2298 and encodes 724 amino acids. The record is from RefSeq and is a predicted model, not a curated record. The transcript has 7 exons. Gene Ontology annotation, cellular component: intracellular anatomical structure.